GCUGCUUGUGGUCACGUCACUAGCAAAACUAUUUUCUGAACAAACAUCUGAUCAGAAGAGCAAGGACACAGAUCCGGUGUGUAUGCAAGAGUGACAGUGUGUGUGACGUACUGCACAUCACUAUCUGGUAAAGGGACAAGCGUGAGACAAACAGGCAAAAUGGAGCAAAGCAUGAAGGUUCUGCUUUGGGUUCUUUUGUCCAGUAGCAUGUUUAUUCUCACAGGAGGUUCUGAGACAGAGCGGAGAUUGUUGCAGGAUCUAUUUGAAGAUUAUAACUUGAAGGUGCGUCCAGCUCGAGCCUGGAAUGAGACCGUGAUGGUCAGAGUCGGGAUGACGUUGGUGCAGCUGAUUAGUCUGGAUGAGAAGAAUGGAGAGAUGGCAACCAAUGUAUUCAUGAACAUGGCGUGGUCUGACUACAGGUUGUCCUGGAAUCCAAAGGACUACGACAAUAUUGAUGUUAUCAGAUUACCGCCAACCAAAGUAUGGCGUCCAGACAUUUACCUAAUCAACAAUAACGAUGGGCAGUUUGACGUGGCUCUUUAUGUGAAUGUGCUGGUUAAUAGCAAUGGCACGGUUUCCUGGCUGCCUCCAGCUAUAUAUCGCAGCUCCUGCUCCAUUGAGGUGGCCUAUUUCCCAUUCGACUGGCAGAAUUGCACGAUGGUGUUUCGCUCAUAUACGUAUGACGCCUCAGAGGUCGACCUGCAGUACGGCCUGGAUGAGAAUGGAAAAGAGAUUCAUGAGAUAGUCAUAGAUGAAAAUGCUUUUACUGAGAAUGGAGAGUGGCAGAUCUGCCAUAAACCCAGCAGGAAGAACAUCCAGGAGGACCUCUAUGAAGACAUCACCUUCUACCUGAUUAUCAAGAGGAAACCACUCUUUUACAUCAUCAACAUCAUUGUGCCCUGCAUCCUUACUAGUGUGCUGGCUAUAUUUGUGUUCUAUCUGCCACCAGGGGCAGGAGAGAAAAUGACUCUGUCCAUCUCUGUUCUUAUUGCCCUCACUGUCUUCAUGCUCCUGCUGGCUGAUAGAGUCCCUGAGACAUCUCUGGGAAUCCCAAUUAUUGUGAAUUAUGUGAUGUUUACAAUGAUCCUAGUGACCUUCUCAGUCAUCCUCAGUGUUGUGGUGUUAAACCUGCACCACAGAACCCCCAGCACACAUUAUAUGCCCAACUGGGUGCGCAAGGUGUUCAUCAACUUCCUGCCUCCUUACCUGGGUGUGCUCAGACCUCGCCCAGAGGAACCUGUACAGAAGGAGGAGCCUAAACAGGACCCUCCCAUACCCCAUUUUGAUCACAACUUCAGGCCCGGAGGAGAAUAUUUCAUCCGCAAGAUUAAUCCUGAACUGAUCACACCUUGGAGGGGAAGUCACUCUGACAACACGGUGCAGCUCCAGAGGCUUUUUGACAGUGACAGCUUCUGUCUGAUCCUGCCUCCUGAUCUUAAAUCCGCCAUCGCUGCUAUCACAUACAUGUCUGACCAGCUAAAAAAACAAGAUUUGGAUGAUACUAUGACUGAUGACUGGCAGUACAUCGCCAUGGUUGUAGACCGCCUCUUCCUCUGGCUUUUCAUUAUUAUCACCACCCUAGGUACCCUUGCCAUGUUUUUGGAUGCCAGCUUCAAUCACACACCUGCGGACCCUUUCCCAUGAGUGUAUCCCACACACACCAGAUCAACCUGAAUAAAAGCACACGCUCACAGACUCACAGACACA
Messenger RNA from Tachysurus vachellii, 1707 nucleotides. It is a transcript of the gene chrnb1l, whose product is annotated as cholinergic receptor, nicotinic, beta 1 (muscle) like. Gene Ontology annotation, cellular component: synapse; neuron projection; postsynaptic membrane. The coding region runs from base 160 to 1644 and encodes 494 amino acids. NCBI's taxonomy places the organism in Eukaryota, Metazoa, Chordata, Actinopteri, Siluriformes, Bagridae. Gene Ontology annotation, molecular function: acetylcholine-gated monoatomic cation-selective channel activity; transmembrane signaling receptor activity. The record is from RefSeq and is a predicted model, not a curated record. Gene Ontology annotation, biological process: nervous system process; monoatomic ion transmembrane transport; signal transduction. The transcript is spliced from 11 exons.